Molecule: messenger RNA, 3667 nt
Organism: Styela clava
Lineage: Eukaryota; Metazoa; Chordata; Ascidiacea; Stolidobranchia; Styelidae
Biological process (GO): sphingosine metabolic process
Cellular component (GO): endoplasmic reticulum membrane
Molecular function (GO): sphingosine-1-phosphate phosphatase activity
Source: RefSeq, a predicted model, not a curated record
UAGACAUUACUUUGUAGAUUAUAUAAAUUAGUAGUUCAGUAUGUCAAAGAGAACAACUGUGAAUGGAGGCAAUCAAGAUAUGGAUAAAGACUUGACUGAAGAAAAAUAUAAAUUAUUGCAUAAGGGUGGCGGACAAGAUGACUUCAUACACGCACCGAUAGACAAACUUGGAGUAGCUGGUCGUUGGCUGAGGCAUAAACUACUUGAUGGAAUCUUGGUUGGGACUCCAGUACUCCAAACUAUUCAGAAACACCGGACACCUAUGCGAACCUUACUUAUGAAGAUGAUUAGUUUUUUAGGCACAGAAGACUUUUACACAGUGCUUUUUCUUCUGAUAAUAUGGUGUCUUGAUGGCAGAUUGGGACGUUUAUUUGGAGUGUUAAUGGGUAUUGGGUUUUAUGCAGCUGGAUUUUUCAAGUCACUACUUUGCUUGCCACGUCCUCCUUUUAACAAAGUCAAACCAGAAGAAAAGGCAUACGACUGGGCUUUGCCUAGCCAUCAUUCACUACUCGGCACAAUUUUACCUUGGUAUAUUUGGAUCUACAUUAAUGUUCAUCAAGAACUGUCAUCAGUUCAACUUACCUGUUUGUUCCUUGUUAUCAGCUCAUGGUCUUUCAGUGUGAUGUUCAGCAGGCUAUACUUGGGAGUCCACAGUCCAGCAGACAUCGUAUCAGGUGGUUUUGUGGGUGUACUGGUUUUGAGUUUAUGGCUCCAAGUUGAUGAUAUUGUGGAUAACUUUAUUAGUCAACAAAAAGUAGAAAAUCCACUUCAAUGCGUCCUACUGUUUGCGGCUCUUUUGUAUCUUCACCCUAAAUGUGAUCCAGGCAACCCAUCUUUUACGGACAACUGCUGUCUUGCUGGAGUAGUCACUGGUUUAAUUAUAGGUCGAAGCCAAAGAAGCAGACUUCUUGGAUUUCCUUCGCUACUUGAAACACUGCCAUUAGACACACCUCUUUCGAACUUCAUAUUUUUAACAUCAAUGCGACUCAUUGUUGGAGCUAUUUUUGUCUUUGUAGCUCGUACCAUAUUGAAAUUUAUAGUAACGACAGUUAUAGAGAUUGUUUUCAAAUUACUAGGAUUGCAAUUUUACAGUAGUUCUACAUACAGAGAUGCAGGUCAUACAAGGUUUAAGCAUUACAAUGAAAAUUUUCGGCUUCCUCCCAUAUACAUCAAACAAGCAGAGAAUGAAGAUGAUGAGUUAUCUUCAUCCGAUUCAACUAAUUCAAUUUGUAGCACAUCAAGUUAUGAAAAAACAACAGAAAUGAAUCCUGCUUUAUGCUGGGAUGUGGUUGUACCUUCUAAAUGCAUAGUUUAUGCAGUCCUCACUUAUUUGGCAGUUGAGGUUGUACCGCAAGUCUUCAUAUUGAUUGGCCUGUAGUGAGAACUCUUUACUGAGUAUGAAACACAGUAAUUAACUUCUUUAAACUUUUUUGAUGAAACUGUGUCAUUCAGAAACAUCCUGUAAUCUAGUCUAAUUAUGAUUUUUGUACAUGAUGAAUUGUUACCUUAUUAUUGUUUUUUUGCAUUGCACAUUAUAAUUUUGUAUGCUUGCAGGAAAUUUUGGAAACACUGUAUCAUGUGCAUGGACCUAUCUUUUACAUCUUUCCUCAACUUAUUAUCUGAUAGUUGACUAUAUAUUAUGUUCUUGGGAAAUUUGAGAAAGUCCUCGCGUAGUAAUAUGUUCGUAAUGUCAAAAGUUCAACAUAAUAACACCCUACACACUCAUACACUCUAUCCUUCAUGACAAUUUUAGUUUAAACCAUUCACUAGGUUUCUGUGUGUAAUCCGAAUAUAUAGAAAAAAUUCUGUGGGGUAGGUGGGUUCCAAUACGGGUUUGAAUUUAUAUAGUAAAAUCCAUGCCAUGGUACAUUUUCCUUUUGUGCUUACCUUCUGCAAUUUGAAGUUUAUGUUGUGUGAAUAUUUGGAUUAUUAAAAUAAUGUUAAUAACCUUAGAGUUUUAAUCUAAAUAUUGUAAUAUUUCCACUGGUAAAAAUUGACAAAUAUAUGUUUCUAUAUAUACAUAUUAUCUGCUAAAUUUCCCAAAUUAUUAUUCAGCCAUAAAUCAUUAUUCAAAUAUGUCCUAUAAAUUAUUUGGAUAUAGCAGCCGCCAACAUGACUCUGUUUAUAUAUACCGUAUAUCGAAGGUUUUGUAAGACUUGGUCUAUUACAAAAUUAAUUUAAAUAUAUGUCAACGUUGUAUGAAUUUUGUUCUGUAAUACUAAAUACAAACAAAAAAGGGUAGUGUAUUAACCUUGCUUCAGGGUGACCCAACGAAUACAGAAUGUAGAUUAUUUAGUACCUAUUCUGGUGAGAACAUAACUUUUGGGCAAAGCGUCCUAUAGUAUUGGAACUUUUAGGUACAAUCAAUCAACCAUACACAAACGAAGUUCAAGUAUUAAUAAAUUUUUGUGGAAUUAAUAAUAACCGUUAUGGGUAUUGUUUUUUAUUUGGUCAAUUUGUACCUUGCUAGUUUGUCAUUCUGAACUCUGCCAGUUCACAGAGUCAGAUAAUCAAUCGAUUCAAUGAUCAAUAUGAAUUAUUAAUAUAUUUAGUUUAUAAAGGUUGACUCCUAACUUUAAACGUGUGAUAACUCCAGUAGCGUGAUAUUCCUAACAUUUUUUUGCUAUUUGUCAAAAUAUGGACUUUGGAAUGUAUAAGCAUGUAGCCAUAGUUCAAGAUAUAAAUAGCAGGCUAAUUUGAAACAUUAUUCCAAUAACUAAGAUAGUGGUUUAGGUUUAUCUUCCAAAAUUUUAGUUUAUAUCUUCACUCAUGGAAAUGAUUGCAGCCUGCUCGCUUUUUCAUUGUUAUAAAUCGUCCUUGAGUGUAUAUUUAUUCAAGAAUUGAUAACUUUAGAUGCCUAUAUUGACAACUGUUGAUUGUUUUGAAGCACUAUUUUCAUAGUACAUUGUCAAUGCAUCCUUGACAUUUCAGAAAAUAUGUGACAUGUACAUUUAUCAGUGUAUAGCUAACAACUAUUGAUUUUAAAACUAAAUCAUGAAAUUUUAAUGCAAUUGUAAUCAUUUUUACACUGCUCACCGUUCCCAAACAACUUUUUUAAACUUUGUCUGGUUCAAGCAUUUCUCUCUAGCGCUAUUUCCAUUUUGCAUAGCCCACAAUAUUUGAUAUUUAAAGUUCGAUUACAAUCUUCAUUUGAUUUUGUAUUAUAAAACGAUUAGUAGCAAAUUAAGACUGAUUCAACUAUUUUAAAUAGUUCAAAAUUGUAUUGGUUAUUUCUGGCCUGGACUUCAUAUCUGCGUUGCUCAGGAAUAUUUUUUUGUUAUUGCGUAGACGCUGAGUACCAGUAGUCUUGAAAUUUACUGAGUACUGUUCAUAGAAUAAUAACAUGCCUAAUUAUGAAGUAAUUAUGUGCAAGAAUAUUUCCUGUACGAUCACAGACAUGGUGGUUCAUGUAACCGAUUUGGGCAAAUUCCAUUAUGGAUUACCUGAUCGGCUGAUCCAGGAAGAUUUUUUUCUUUACCUUUACUAAGAUACAACUAACACCGAACGAAAUUUAUUGCUUAUGAAAUUAUAAAUUCUUCUCUUGAUUUUCAUCAAUAUUGACUUCACUGGUGAAUUGUUUCCAGAGAGCUAUUUGCAUGGUCGUCUUAUAUAUAAUAAGUUUUUUUUUGCAUUCAAUAUUAGGACUAUUAAAAACACUUUGAGUGUG